Lycium barbarum (goji berry) is the source of this 1598-nucleotide messenger RNA. Its product is annotated as probable 2-oxoglutarate-dependent dioxygenase AOP1. Lineage: Eukaryota; Viridiplantae; Streptophyta; Magnoliopsida; Solanales; Solanaceae. The transcript is spliced from 3 exons. Gene Ontology annotation, molecular function: dioxygenase activity. Bases 114 to 1064 code for a protein of 316 amino acids. The record is from RefSeq and is a predicted model, not a curated record.
ACAAUGUGGUACACAGGAGUUGCUUAAGAUUAACUGAUACCUUCAUCUCCUCUUUUCACACUUCGAUCAAGUCCUAAACAUUUAAUUUCCUCUAAUUCUUACAAUAUCCAGCAAUGACAAUAUCCAAGGAAUUGAAGGUUCCCACCAUAGAUUUUUGCAACCCAGAGCUAAAACCAGGUACUCCACAAUGGGAGUCCACAAAAACCCAAGUAAUCCAAGCUUUGCAAGAAUAUGGGAUCUUUGAAGCAGUUUAUGAUAAGGUUCCAAGAGAAGCCAUUUUUAAUACUUCAAAAAAAAUCUUUGAAUUUCCAUUGGAGACUAAACUUGAAACCAAAUCAACCAUACCUAUGCAUGGCUACCUAGGACAAUAUCCACAGUUGCCAGCUUAUGAAAGUUUGGGUAUUGCUGACGUCCUCAAAUCUGAAAGUGUUGAUUCUAUUGCCAAUAUCUUCUGGCCUGAUGGAAAUCCUGACUUUAGCAAUGUGCUCAAGACCUUCUCAGAGCCACUUGUGGAAUUGGAUGAAACGAUAAAAAAGAUGAUUUUGGAGAGUUUGGGUCUAAAAAGUUACAUUGAUGAAUUCUUGGAAUCCUAUUUCUACAAUUUCCGAUUUACGCAUUACAAUCCAGCUCUAGUAAAUGGUGAAGAAGGGGAUAAACCUGGAUUGAGUAUCCACACAGAUAGUGGCUUCUUGACCUUCAUAUUUCAAAAUAGUGUAAAUGGAUUGGAAGUUCAGACCAAAAAUGGAGAGUGGAUUGAUGUCAACAUUGCACCUAAUUCCUUGGUUGUUAUUGUAGGAGAUUCCUUCAUGGCGUGGACAAAUGGUCGAUUGCACUCUCCCGUCCACAGGGUAACACUGUCCGAAAAUAGCGAGAGGUUCUCCAUUCCAUUAUUUACCGUACCAAAAGAAGGCUACAUCAUAGAGCCACGAAAAGAACUUGUGGAUGAAGAACACCCUUUACUUUUCAAGCCCUAUAACAUUCUUGAAUUGUAUAAGUUUGUUAUGUCAAAAGAGGGUGCGUCAAAAGCUGGCAGUGAAGCUUUCAAGGCCUUUUGUGGUGUUUGAAUUGUUGCAGUUCUUAAGUUUUAGCUUUCUAUGUUUACUAUUUUUUUGUCAUAAUAAAAGUAUUGUCUAGGACUUUCCUGUUUGUAAGGAUUUGUAAUAAGUAUUUUAUGGUUUUAAUGAUGGUCUACUUUGCUAAUUAGAUUUGUUGUCUAGUGGAGAUCUCUUCCCGGCAAACAAAUAAAAGGGGCUAACUGGCUCUUAGCAGCAUUAACAUCAAUUAAUUGUUUCAUCAGUAUUUUUGAGUUAACUUCUUGAAUGAUCAUGUUGAUCAAAUUAAAGUCGUUUUCCUUUCAUUUGUCAAAAAAAAAAAAAAAAAGUCACUCAAUUAUUGUGGUCUCUCAAAAAACUAAAGUAGCCUUAAUAAGUCACUCUCAAGAAUGAGUAGGCGUUACUUUUAAAUUUAAACUAGUGAAUUUGACAGCGUUUCACGCGGCAACAAAAAAAACUAAAUAAUCUUUUCCAAUAUACGAAAAUUAAAAAAUUGUGUUCAAACUGAAAUAAUUUAGUAUCAGCUUUUUGACUAUUUUAUUAUUA